AAAUCCGCUAAUCCAAAAAUAAAUUGGGAACCGUCAACUGGUACACGGACUACACAUGAACUGUUCGCCUCCCUCGAAUUCCAUGGCUCAAUUCAUAGCUUUCUAAAGCAGCUUUAGCUUCGCAUCUUCUCACAACCAGAUUGUUUUAAAUUAGUCUGCAUUUAAAGAUCUUGAUGUCAAGAACUCGUAACAUAAUGGUUGCAACAGGCUUGGUAGCUUUUGCAAGUGCAGGUUUAGCUUUUCCCUUUUACAUGGCGACUAGAUCAUCAUCAAAUGCCCCUGUUAUUGAUUCAUCAAAACCAUUGCCACCUCAAGCAACUUUUAGAGGACCUUAUAUCAAUACCGGAUCACGUGAUGUUGGACCUGAUUAUCAGACUUAUUCCAAGAAAUAAUCUUUUUUAGCUUCUUUAUUUUUAUUUUUUAUUAUGUACUGGAUAAGUUUUAACUACAGUAUUUAGAAAACAAUGUACUUUGUUAAAAUGCUUAUAUUAAUAAUAUCAAUCCGUUUGGUUUC
Lactuca sativa (garden lettuce) is the source of this 514-nucleotide messenger RNA. RefSeq lists its product as uncharacterized. Lineage: Eukaryota; Viridiplantae; Streptophyta; Magnoliopsida; Asterales; Asteraceae. The record is from RefSeq and is a predicted model, not a curated record.